AGGUCGGUGUCAGUCAGUGCACGCGCGGACGACGAAGUGUAUCUCUAUACAGUUCUUAAUCUUUAUCGAUCUUUCCUUUCGAACUCUUCUUUCUAUCUAUUCUAUUCUAUUUAUUUAUUUAUAUUUUAUAUUUUUAUCUCUUUAUCUAGAUUUAUUUGCGUUCAUAUUAUGUUAGUGAUCUUUGGUGUUUUUUCGACAAAAUUUUCUAAUCGAUGAUCGAAAAUUCAUCGUCAUCGUCAUUGUCAUUUUUAACAAUCAAUUGGACAACCAAGCCGAGAACUUUCAUUCAAGGAUAAAAAGAAGAAUGAGACGAUUACGUUAUUGUUAAAUAUUCCACCAGGUGACAAAAUGGACGCGGAAGCAGCCCUACUCGAAAAUUCGCCGACAUUGUCAACGAUCUCAUCAGAUUUGACAGAAGCGACAUAUUCUGUACCGGGUUCGCCCUAUUCAACAGAAUCUCCGAUCAUCGUGACAUCAUCGUAUAGAAAGACACAUGCCGAUGAUGAAACGACAGUUAAACCGACACCAAGGUUUUCACAGGCCACCAGGAAGCCUAAUUUUCGGAUACGACCGCCCUACCUCAUGAUAUGCAUCAGUAUCAUAGAGAUAACCGUCCACUGUUUCGGAGACGAAGCGACGUUGCGGAGAUGGUUGGUCUAUGACCCUCGGCAAAGGGUUCAAGGGUGGAGGUUUGCUUCGUACAUGCUUCUACACUCCAACGCGCUUCACCUUGUGCUCAACGUGCUCAUCCAGCUGGUCCUGGCUACUCCACUCGAGGUUGAACAAGGAAGAAUGGGAGUAGCAACAAUUUAUUUAGGUGGUGGUGUAUGCGGAGCUUUGGGUGCUUCACUUUUGCAACCUAGUGUUUAUCUAGUCGGAGCUUCGGCAGGAGUAUAUGCAUUACUCACCAGUCAUCUUGCUCAUCUUUACUUGUGUCACGGUGAACUACGUUACGCAGGGUGGCGUUUAGGUGCUGUGUUAUUACUCGCCAGUGCAGAUUUUGCAUCAUUACCAAUACCAGCAUUGGUGGGUUGUGGAAGAGUUGGUUGGGCUGCACACGUGGCUGGUGCAUUAGCUGGGCCACUUCUUGGUCUUGCUGUCUUCCCAAAACAAAGCAAGAAGGAUUCACGAGGACGAAGAUUCGUCAGAUUUGUCAGAUUAAUAUCUGGCGUUAGCAUAUUGUUAUUGAUAGUCGGCGCCAUUUUGGGAAACAUUUACCUCAUUGCAUUACCCCAAAUAAGGAAACCCUCCUGACAGAGGAUAGAAAUGCUCGUCAAACUCUGCAGGAGGUCCUUUCUGAUCGUCAAGAUUCGGGAGGCUGCUGACAGUGUCUUCGAGUAAAAUAUCAUCAAUCAUUCGAUAAGAAAUAAAAAGGUGUUGUUAAAUUCUCGUGAUAAUAUUUCGCGUGAAUUAAAUAAUAAUACACUUAUAGCGACAAAAAAAAGAAGAUUAAAAAUCAACGCGUUAACGGGGAGUGUUCAUUAUAAAUCUGUAAUUUUCAUCUAACAGAGGUUUUGUUGGUCUUUUAAAAAAAGAAAAUACAGAAAAAUAACUCGCGGUAUUGUCGAAACGCGCGAAAAAUUUUCAUUGCCAAAAAGAAUUUCGUUUCGAUUUAAUCGAAAAUGAUUUAUUUUCCAUUUGUUUAAAAAGAAGACCAAAAAAAAAAACAAACAAAAGAAAAAAGAGGAUUAGAUAUCAGAUCGUUAAAAAGAGAGAGACUCUAAAAAUCGUUACACCGUAAAAUUUCGAACUCGUGAUAUUUUGUUCUGUGUUCCAAUGUGUUCUGGCCCAAUUUAAAACUAUCGUUUUAUAAGUGACAGGACAAGUUUGAAAGAUCGAAUAAACGUAGCGAAAAUUGAACGUUGAUAAAGAAAUAGAGAAAAAGAGAGAGAGAGAUAAUCAAUUUAAAGGAAUUCUCGCAAACGCGCGACGUUUCGAUACACGCUUCUUCGUUUUUUACGUGUUCUACUGCCUCGUGAAAAAUCGAAACGAAAAUGCACGUUCGAACUCUAUUACGCGUUCGACUAGUUUCGUUGCCAUAGUUUAUUCUAUUGAAUAUAAAACCCAAAGAAAAAAAAAUAUAUAUAUAUAUAGAAAAAAUGUAUGAAAAAAAAAAAAUAUUCAACACACACAUCGUAUAUAUACGCGAGUAAUUCGUCGGAUUUGUAAAAUUCGCGUACGUAAAUGAAAUUUUGCAUAGACGUUGAACGUAUUAAUUAACGUAUUGUUAUUCGAGAAAAAUUUUAAUGAAAAAUAUAAUGAAAUGAAAAAGGGGAAAAAGAAAAAAACUAUUGAAAUUUG
Messenger RNA from Polistes canadensis, 2301 nucleotides. RefSeq names its product protein rhomboid-like (gene rho-6). The transcript is spliced from 5 exons. NCBI's taxonomy places the organism in Eukaryota, Metazoa, Arthropoda, Insecta, Hymenoptera, Vespidae. Gene Ontology annotation, cellular component: membrane. Bases 349 to 1254 code for a protein of 301 amino acids. Gene Ontology annotation, molecular function: serine-type endopeptidase activity. The record is from RefSeq and is a predicted model, not a curated record.